Messenger RNA from Fusarium venenatum, 570 nucleotides. The record is from RefSeq and is a predicted model, not a curated record. NCBI's taxonomy places the organism in Eukaryota, Fungi, Ascomycota, Sordariomycetes, Hypocreales, Nectriaceae.
AUGCUGUCGAUUCUACGAAAAGCGCGACUUAAGGACAAGGAGAUGCGAAUCCUGAUGCUUGGACUUGAUAAUGCAGGAAAGACGACGAUUGUGAAGCAGGUUAUGGGAGAAGACGUCAAUACUGUCAGCCCAACGCUGGGUUUCAUUAUCAAGACUAUUGACUACGAAGGGUAUGCAGAUAUUCCAAAGUUCAUGUGUGCUGACUUCUUAGGGGACGUGGGCGGUCAGAAGACGCUGCGAUCGUACUGGAGAAACUAUUUCGAAAAGACAGAUGCGCUGAUAUGGGUUGUCGACGCAACAGACCGUCUACGCAUUCAAGAUUGCAGAGACGAGCUUCAAGGGCUACUUUUGGAAGAGCGUCUUGCAGGGGCAAGCUUGCUCGUAUUUGCGAACAAGACAGAUGUUGAGGGAUGCAUGACGGAAGCAGAGAUUCUCUCGGAACUGCAACUGGAAUCGAUACGAACACAUCGCUGGAAGAUUCUCCCGUGUAGCGCAAUGACUGGAAGUAAUCUCAAGGAGGGACUAUCAUGGGUGGUGGAGGAAGCGAAGAAGCGCUUAUUCCUUUACUGA